CAUUGUGCUCGAAGGAAGAACAGAACCAGACUGAAAGGCCCAUUCCAUUGCUCUCGUUGCUAGUCCACUUCAUACGAGAUGGCGACCCCGGUAUCCACCGAAGCUCCUCUAAACGGGCUCGUGAGGUCGGGAUCCGAUCAAGAACGCGAUCUGCAAGCAAAGAUGCAACACAUGAUCAGACUCCAAUACGCGGAGCAAACCAUCUCGAACACGAACGCGAACGCGAAUCAAGAUCUGGCCGGCGGCGAUGGCACCAAAGGGCACCAAACAGGUGCACCUCUCGAAAACGAUCGGGAGGACGAUGGCAGCAGAGGCGGAAGAGGCUUGACCAUGACGAAACGGGGAAAAACCAAGACCCAUGCGAACCUGGAAAAUCUCGGGAACGACACAGACACAAACAGUGUUGACAACAAUGCCGAGGUAGGGAAAGGAACCAUUGUAUUUUCUGGAAGCCUGCGCGGUUCGAUGCUUCCCCCAGGUAUUGUAGAUGACAGGCUUGACCAGAAUGCUACGGCGACCAAGGGCCUCGAACGGGAGCACCAGCGAUACCAGAUGCCUUCGCAUUCGACAACCCUGGAAUCACAGCAGCAGCGUCUUCUUUCGUCCGCACCGCCCCAACAGAUUUACUCCGGGUACGGAAGUGUCCACGAACAAAACCACGAAUUCCAUUACGGCAAUCCGGAUUACAACAACAUCGACGACGAAGACUAUUACUUCGACGAGCACGGAGGGUUCCGGCGGGACGGGGACCACCGCACGACCUACUGCGGGCAGCUGUUUGGAUGCCUGGUGUCUCCCAUCGCGAACCUCGUCGGCCAGGAAAACCUCCGCCGGUCCUUUUGCUACGGUGCCAUCGACGGCUUGCUGACCGGCUCGGGCAUCGCGUCGGCCCUUUGGGGGCUCGGUCUCCUGUCGGUCCGGACCAAAACCGAGCUCCGCGUCGCCUUUGUCGUGGUCACCCUUGCGGCCUGCACCGCCGACGCCCUCUGCAUGGCCAUGGGCCACGUGUGGACCACCUACAUCGUGACCUCGAACCACGCAUGGGAGCGCUCGCACGAGCGGCGGCUCCUGGAGCACGACAAGGCCGACUCGAAGGGCCGGCUCGUGGACAUGCUGCUGGAGCGCGGGAUGCUCAAGAUCGAUGCCAUGAGCCUGGCCGACACCCUCGAGGGCUACCCCGACCUCUUUGUCAGCGCGCUGGUCGGGGAUUCCCUCCUCUCGUCCGGGAUCCAGGACGCGCUGCUCGACGAGCGCACCGACGACGGGCGCAACUACCCGCGGGAGCACUACAGCCCCGGCACCUAUUCCGACCCCGCGACCGAUUUCGACGGGGGCGGGGCCUUUUUCGGGAGCUUUGGGUCAUGGAAGUUUCCCAUGCACUACGACUCCGACGAGCGGGGCGAGUUUCGCAACAUAGAGGACCGACACGCCCGGGUCGUGUACAGCGAGAGCCAGAAGGAGGCGACUUUUAUGAUGGUGGGUUUUGCCUUCUUUGCCCUAAUUCCGAGCCUCCUCUGGUUGUUCCUGCCCCGGUGGUUCAACAAUCCCGCCAACAACGGCGAUUUCGGGCAGACGCACGCGUAUUCCUCUCUGUCGUCGCAGGAAGCUUACUCGGGUGUUGGAGAUGGCGAAACCGUGAACGUACCGAGCCUAAUCAUACUGAUUCUGAGUUCCAUCAUCUGGUGCCUGGGAGUCUGGAAAAGCAGCUUUGUGGACUCCAACUGGGUCGUCUUUGGCUUGGAGACCGUUGCUGUAUUGAUUUUGUGCAUAUCUUCCGCUUACUGGAUCGCCGUCCUACUCGUUCAUUUUCUCGGUUUGGAGUACCUUAUAUUAAGCGGCGAAACAUCUCUCGGUAGUCCCGAUUUGUAAUCAACCUGACCAUGUACAAACAACGAGGCGGUUAACGACUACGAAAUUACAACGUGGUAAAGAAUAUCAG
This is a messenger RNA of Pseudo-nitzschia multistriata, 1939 nucleotides long. The record is from the annotation of a GenBank genome assembly. Lineage: Eukaryota; Bacillariophyta; Bacillariophyceae; Bacillariales; Bacillariaceae.